AUGCCUAUACCUCCAUCAGCCGACAUCUCAGUCAAACUUCAGUCACUCUCUGAUCAGCUUGAUCAGUCGGAGCACGCCAGGGAUAAGGAAAUCGCCUUGGUCAAAUAUUUACAGGCCCACCUCGAGGCUGAUAAAGAUCACACUACGCUGAAACUGCUACCUAGUGCAUUGGGGACUCCAGAUGGUGAUGGUCGUGGUGAAACUCGAGAGUCGACGAUAUUGUCGGACAUCAUUAGGAAACACAAUCUCGGCCAGGCAUACUUGGACUGGGUGUUCACAUAUCUUCAACCCACGGCCGCCGACAAUAAACCGCUUGAAAGACUGCCUUGUGCAAACGUCAAAGCUGAAGAGAACUGGGGAUGUCGAAAUGACGGAAAGCUGACGUGUGGUGAGUGUCACCUGGUCUCUUAUUGUUCAAAAGAAUGCCAGCGAACCCACUGGCGCGUUCAUAAACGGGAUUGUAAGGACCCCAUCCGCUCGCCAACAUGGCAGCCAGCAUGGAUCCGCGAAAUGCGGGACCCGACAUAUGUGACAAGUUCCACCGAGUGGAAAAUACCUCAAAAAGAGGCGCAGUUUGCUUUGGGUCUGCACAUAUGGGGCAAUAUUCCCGCAUUCGAUACUCUCAAUCUUCCAAAAAACGAGGGUGCAUCUGGGAACUUACCGAAUCUUAGUCUAGCUUAUGUUGCAUCCGGGGACCUUCGGAAUGUGGUCCGAACUGUCAAUGAGCUGCCAGAUGAUUAUUCGGGAGAGUUGACUAUCGUCUUGAACGAUCGGGAACCAAUGAUAGUCCUUAGAAACAUGCUACUGCUUAUGAUCUUGGGCACCAUGACCGACGAAAUUGGAAUAGCUCAAGCAGCAGAUGUAGCACUCCACCUUUGGGGCUCUACUUUCAUCCGAGGGGAAGAUCAAAUCGUUCAUGCAAAGGCGAUCAUGCAGUUAACUGGUUUGAUCAGAGGACAAGAUUUGUUCUCGUUACGACUCGGCGAAAAUUCUAUCAUGGCUGGGAAAAUGACGGCACAAGUUGUGGGGGUGCUGGCUCAAGCAAUGAAGUUUGACCUAGACGUCAAUGAUGCCAAUGCUGAAAUCCGGUUUGAGCCAACGCGAGAAGACAGGCAUCAUCGCGGGUAUUGCCGCCUGAAGCCAUCUCAUCGUCUUGCAUCGUUGGAAUUUCGUCGCUUUGGAAUUGUACUCCCCUUUGGCGCUGCAAACAACCAUUUCAAUACACCAAACAAGUACCUCUUCUCUUCUUCCGGCCGUUGGCUGCAAGAUGAUCUGGCCACUCCCCUUGAAUCGUGGAACAUUGAGGAUGUCAUCGCCGCUGGGAAAGCCCAUGGGGCGCAAUCCUCCGACCUCUAUGGUUGUUUAUACUUUUAUUUUUCUGGACAGUUACGGUCAUUCGCGGAACGUAUCAGGAAAUUUAAAAUAUCCUUCCGUAUGUUCAACCAGGACGCACGAGAGCUGGCAAAAAACAUCCAGUCUGGCACGUAUACGUCUCAGGGCCUUCCAAAGAACACCACCUUUGACCGAAUCGAUGUUUCCAACAUCAUUGACGCUGAGUACCUCGGGAUAUCGAACGUUCUGGCCGAGUUCUCCCCAUUAUUGAAUAAAGCCAACCAAUGCGCGACUAUCAUUGGAUAUUCAAUGAACUGGGUCCCGAAGCAACACAACAGUGGACCCGGUCCUGCGGAGGUGGGAAAACUUAUGAGGCAAUUGAUACAAAUGGGAAAGGGAAUUAUUUUCAAAUAUUUGGAAGCAAUUCAUGACAAUUCCACUGCGUUUCAUCAGUAUCUCGCAAAACAAGGAACUGAGGAAGCGGCUCGCAAAGCAGGCGUUAAGCUGAAAUCGAAACAUAGCAUUGUACCGCAUCGGAUCGGUGCUCCGAUUGAUGGACCACCAAAUGGGCUGCCUGAAUUCAAGACCGACGACAGUUGGUAUUGGAAUGUAAGUUGCAGGAUGUAA
This is a messenger RNA of Laccaria bicolor S238N-H82, 1959 nucleotides long. RefSeq lists its product as uncharacterized. The coding region runs from base 1 to 1959 and encodes 652 amino acids. The transcript is spliced from 9 exons. The record is from RefSeq and is a predicted model, not a curated record. Lineage: Eukaryota; Fungi; Basidiomycota; Agaricomycetes; Agaricales; Hydnangiaceae.